AUGUAUACCUCUGCGGUAGAUCGUUACGAUGCGACAACAGGGCCAUUCGAGAGCGACCUCAGCGACAGACGCGGCAAAACCUCUGGCGAUCUCGAACGCAGAACUUCGACAAAAAUCUGCUUCAAAAUCACGAGUCCAACUUCAUCUUCACAUGGAAAUUCGGUAUCAAUAGUUCCAAGUUCACAAAGUACACAAAGCUGGCGGGCGUACCCCUCAGAGCCCGCACAAGGGCAAACGCAACUUGUUUCCCCCACUUCCAAAAGUAGGAUGUAUAGUGCUCACUUCGUUGACAAUGAGAGAAAAUCGCUUUCCCCUGUGGCUAAAGACAUCAAGAAUACCUCGAACUCGGAAGCUCCUGACAUAGGGGGUAUCCUUUUGGGAUAUUGGCGAGACUCUAGUAUCCUGGAUGAUGCUGGGAAGCAAGCGGUCAUCGGCAUUAUAGACGCUGCGGAUAGAUUGAGAAUGCGAAUAAUAGCCAAGACGAGGAAAGGAGAGCCAUUAGCUGACGGGUACAGGGUGCCUGCUGGAAGUGGUGCAUCCUGGGUGAAGUUUGACCGUAUUGUCUUCGCGGACCAUCUAGUUGGCUUAAAUUACGCUCAAAUCAAGGAAUAUACGCGCAUACGAUCUCAGACGGUUCCAGAGAAGACGCAAGAAGAACGCAUUGCUGCGGAGGUAGUUGCAGUUAACGAGGCUGUGCGCCGGGUAGAGGCAAGCAGCUUCCUGAAUGAUCCCUCCGAGCCAGUACCAACAGCAUACGGGACCGACUCACCGGAUCUACCUAUUGAACUUACACGGCCUGGACCAUCUCUUAAACGGCCACGGCCGUCCAAUGGGUUUGCCGCGACUUAUCCAGCAACCACUCAAUGGGUCUCUGAGCUGACUUCCUCCGUACGACGUCCGGUGGGCGGACAACCGAAUGGGCUUCAGAUUUAUUCCCUAGCAGGCACCCGCCCGACGGGCGUCCUUAUAGGAUCUUGGUACCGAUCUGGUGAAGCUGUCGCCGAGGAUCGCCAUGCAGUGUAUGGUGUUGUUGGACCAUCCGAUAUAUUCAGCAUUAGGGUAGUACCCGAGACAAGAGAUGGGCGGUUUGUGGGGGGUAACUUUCCAACGCAACCAAAUGCGUCAUGGAUUCCAUUUCAAGAGGUUGAGCUGGAGCCUCACCUUAAGCCACUUACCCAACAGGAAGUUAAGGAGUAUUGUGAAAUACGGCAAUAUCAACUUAGUCGCGGCGAGUCUGCCUCGGAGAGAAUUGCUAACGAAACAAGGGCUAUAUACGAAGUGUAUGCAAUGAAAUACAGAAAACCCCAUGGCACCUCAACAGCUCCACAGCCUGCCGCCCUCGAAGCCGGAGCAGGUGCGUCUGAAACCAAUGCCAACAUCAAGCCGGCGAAGAUGCUCGUCGAUCGAAACAGGACGGAUCGCGGUGUUUCUACGUACGAAAAUCGAGCGGUAUGCUCCUUCAGUAAGCCUGAAGUCGUCCGUCGACCGACGACCGGCCCGACGGAUGUAAAGACGUACGACAGGACUAAAUAUGAGCGCAAAGCCUCUGGUCCCUUUGCGGGGAAGCUCGUCUCACAGGGCACCAUUAUCAAUAUUGACGGAGAGGAUUAUGUAGAAUAUCGUGUCCUUACUAGGCCCCUGUUUGUCUAA
Messenger RNA from Pochonia chlamydosporia 170, 1650 nucleotides. RefSeq names its product tRNA splicing endonuclease subunit. Lineage: Eukaryota; Fungi; Ascomycota; Sordariomycetes; Hypocreales; Clavicipitaceae. The transcript has a single exon. The record is from RefSeq and is a predicted model, not a curated record. Bases 1 to 1650 code for a protein of 549 amino acids.